UGGGAGUUAGGUUCGGUGUCUUCGGACACGCAAGAAAAAACAGUAGAGUCAGAAGGGGAGAGGAGUUAAUACUAUCAAUUUCAUUUCUGUUUCGACGAAAAUUGAUGUUUCUGCCGUUUUUGUUUCAGAAACGGCAGAAACAUUAUCAAACAGGUCCUGAAUUUUGAUUCUUUCUGUGUAAAUACAUUUUGUUUUUUUGGAAAGGAAAGGGGAAUCGAGAGAACAUGAGCAGUUCUUAGUAUUGGAAGGUUCUAAUUUCUGUCUCUGCGGACCCAUUCUUUGAUCGUGAGUUUGUCUGCUAGAAUUCUAACAUAAGUUAUGGAUUUAUGAGCACGAGAUCCCGGAAUCCGAGACAGUUCCGUUGGUCUUGUUCCUGGUUGAAACUAAUUGGAUAGGAGAAGAGGUGGAUAUGGCUCCUACUAAAAAAAUUGCCAUGCUGGUGAUCUUUUUUACCUUGGUCAAUACAUCAAUAAAUGCUUAUGCUACUGAGAAAGAUUUUGCGCACUGUGAAAGUACAGUUGAGAGGUGGGCGGCUUCUUCUCUUGAUGCAGAGAUCAAAGAUGUCAGACAUACAUUGCGAGAUUUUCUGUUCUUUCUCCAUAUCCCCAGAACAGCGGGCCGCACAUAUUUUCAUUGCUUUUUGAAGAAAAUGUACACUAGUUAUCUGGCAUGUCCCCGAUCUUAUGAUAAGCUGCGGUUUGAUCCAAGCAAACCAGACUGCAGAUUAAUGGUUACACAUGAUGACUAUAGCAUGGUUUCCAAGCUUCCAAAGGAGAGAACUUCUAUUGUGACAAUACUAAGAAAUCCAGUUGAUCGUGUCUUUAGCACAUAUGAAUUUUCAGUGGAGGUUGCAGCUAGAUUUCUGGUCCAUCCUAACUUAACUUCUGCAACACGAAUGACGGGACGUAUACGAGCAAAGAACAAUGAAAUAAGCACAUUGGAUAUAUGGCCAUGGAAGUAUUUGGUUCCUUGGAUGAGGGAGGACCUUUUUUCCAGGAGAGAUGCCAGAAAACGUGGUGAUUUUAGUGCUAUUAGAGAAAGCCGUGAUUCGUUUGACAUGGAAGAUGUUGUUAUGCCUCUACGUGAAUUCAUCAAUGAUCCUGUAGCUCAUGACAUCAUCCACAAUGGAGCCACAUUUCAGGUUGCAGGACUCACAAACAAUUCUUAUUUUUCGGAAUCACAUGAAGUGCGACACUGUGUAAGGAAGUAUCAGGCUCUUGGUGAAUACGUGCUUGAAGUUGCUAAGAGGAGGUUGGACAAUAUGUUAUAUGUUGGACUUACCGAGGAUCACAGGGAAUCUGCCACAAUGUUUGCAAAUGUGGUCGGGCUUCAGGUGAUAUCCCAAUUGCAAGCAUUGAGCUCUAGAAUGGAGCAAGCAGAAAAGAACAAAUCAGACAUGAGCUCGUCAUUUCAAAAUUACCCGCCUUACAAUAACGACUUUGCGAAUAGCACCAAUGACCAGCAGGCAAGGGACAUUUCUGUUGCUGAAAAUGUGGGAACAACAUAUGAAAAUACAACGGUGGGAAAACUGAUGGAAGCUUAUGAAAAAUGCAUUUCUAAUUUAAGGAAGGCCCAAUCUCGUCGACGGACUAUUUCUUUGGAAAAAAUUUCCCCAGCAAACUUCACAAAAGAGGCACGCCUUCAGGUUCCUGACGUGGUCCUCCAGCGGAUAAUGUCACUUAACAAUCUUGAUGUGGAGCUAUACAAGUAUGCGCAAGACAUAUUUGCACAACAAAGGAAUCGUCUUAUGCAAAAGUUGGUAGAACCGGAGAGCCAAUUAAUCACUUUCAGCAAUUCAUAUGGGAUCCAUCAUUGGAAGGUUUUAUCAUUAGGCAUGACAGUUCUCUUACUCCUGCUGCUAUUUCUCCUUGUAAAUGCAAGAAGAACAACUUCGAAAGUCAAAGUAUGAAUAUGUGAUUUAAAUACAAAGUGCAGGGACAUAGAAAGCAAUUUUGCAGAAUAUACAUGGAAUGCUUGGUUUCCAGCAAUAAGCCCCAUGUUCAUUACCCACAACAUUUUUGGGGCAUUAACGUCCACAUGGCGAAAGACAAAACUUGACAAGUUUCUUUAAAUGUAGCUAUCUGAUGAUUUAAAGAGGGGAAGUUUCCAUGGUCUAUGGGUGUUUUUUUGUUUAAAUCAAAUUUCCGGGCGCAGUUCUUUGUGCUUCAGAAAAUUAAAGCUUUGUUGAUAGGGAGGUGAGAACUUUAGAAAGGAAGAAGUUUCAAUUCCUCUGACCUCACACAGUAGAAUGCUGUGCAUGGAAGGAAAAAUGCAAGAGUGCCUUCUGCGCAUUGAAACAAGAGUAUGGAUAGAUGAUGCCUUGCUGAUGAUUAAUUAAAUUACAAAUCACAACAGUUGGUACAUUUAA
Messenger RNA from Macadamia integrifolia, 2368 nucleotides. RefSeq names its product protein-tyrosine sulfotransferase. Gene Ontology annotation, cellular component: membrane. Gene Ontology annotation, molecular function: heparan sulfate 6-sulfotransferase activity. NCBI's taxonomy places the organism in Eukaryota, Viridiplantae, Streptophyta, Magnoliopsida, Proteales, Proteaceae. The record is from RefSeq and is a predicted model, not a curated record. Bases 410 to 1909 code for a protein of 499 amino acids. The transcript is spliced from 13 exons.